AUGUCAUCUACAGUUGCAAAAGGAAAAGAACUUGAGCAAAGGAUUUUUAAUAUAUUGAGGAGCGUAGAAAUUGAGUGCAAAUGGACAGGUGGUUCGGGUGACGGAGGAGUGGAUAUCAUCGGUGUUGUUGUUGGGAUCCCGUUCGUGAUCCAGUGUAAAAAUUGGACAAAACAUAAAAUUGGUCCCUCCGUCAUCCGUGAAUUAGAAGGAGCUCUUACUAGACAAACAAGGGGUACAAUAGGUGUUGUUGUGGGGCAUUCAAAAUAUAGAUUCACGCCUGGUGCGAUAGAUACGGCUAGAACAUCGAUUUAUGAUAUUAUCCUCACGGAUAAGAAAGACCUUUCCGUUGAUCCAGAUUUUCUUGAUGCGAUCAUUCUUGCUGAAUUUGAUUGUCAUAUAAAAGGAGAUUGA
Funneliformis geosporum is the source of this 411-nucleotide messenger RNA. The record is from the annotation of a GenBank genome assembly. Lineage: Eukaryota; Fungi; Glomeromycota; Glomeromycetes; Glomerales; Glomeraceae.